AUCCAACUCCACUCUUCACUCCAACAAAAUGGGAACUUCCAAUUCUCACAUACCCCAACUUCUGCUGGGGCUACUACUCAGCCCUCUACUGGUGUCUUCACAAUUUCAUAAUGUUUUCACACAGGACCCUUCUUCCUCCCCUUUUCCACCCAACUUCUUCUUCGGAACGACUUCCUCUGCUUAUCAGUAUGAAGGGGCUUUCUUAAGUGAUGGUAAAUCACUCAACACCUGGGAUGUUUACUCACAUAAACCAGGAACCAUUUGUGAUGGAAGCACCGCAGAUGUAAGUGUUGAUCAGUACCAUCUCUAUCAGGGAGAUGCGGAACUGUUGGCCUCUCUUGGAAUCAAUGCGCACAAGAUUUCAAUCUCAUGGUCUCGUGUUCUCCCAAGAGGUAGGCAUGGAAAUAUUAACUGGGAUGGAAUCCACUAUUACAAAAAUCUCAUAGACGUCCUCCUACUCAAUGGAGUCGAACCGUUCGUAACAUUGAAUCAUUAUGAUCUCCCUCAAGAAUUCGAGGAUAGAUUCAAAGGAUGGCAGGGCUCUGAAAUUAAGGAAGAAUUUGAACAUCUUGCAGACGUGUGCUUUAAGAAUCUAGGCGACCGCGUUAAGUAUUGGGUUACCUUCAAUGAGCCAAAUGUAUUGGCUAGGAUGGGUUAUCUUUAUGGGCAGUGGCCACCCAAUCGGUGUACCAUAGCAGCGAAGGAAGAAGGUUGUACUGAAAUAGUUCCUGAAAAAGAAAUAUUUAUUGUAGGGCACAAUAUGAUCUUAUCCCAUGCUUCAGCUGUCAACAUUUACAGAAAGAAUUACCAGAUAACUUUCCAUUUAAGGAAAUGGGAACUUAAAUUAGGGACAUCCAAAUAAGGAAAGUAGGAACUUCUUUCGAGGACGGAGGGAGUAGAUAAUAGAUGCAUAUGUUAUAUAUAGAGCCAAUUGAAUAAAAACAAGAGUGACAAGAUAUUAGUAUCAUAUAUACUUCGGAUAUGCCACUACAUCUGUUAUAGCAACUUCCAGCUCAGGCCUCGUCUAUUUCACCCACAAAGGAUGAACUUCACACACUAGGAUCACAAGAAGAAGAAGAAAGGGGCGUCAGCCAGCGGGCUAUUUCCGGCCAAUUCACCUAGGGUUCCACAGAGGAUGUAAGUGUGCGAAUCAAAGAGGAAGGGAUUCGACCAGCCACUUCAAUCGGUCAUAGAAGAGAGGUUUAAAUAGGGAAGGAAGGAUACGCAGGAAGAGGGAAAGCCGAUCGGAAGAACAGACCAAAAGGGGGGGGGGGCUGAGUAAAGCCAAGUACGGACUUGUUACUCUCGAGACCGCCACGUACAACUGUCCAUGCGUAAAAACAGACCGACUGAGGAAGAUGGCAACCUUUUCCAAUGACUGUCUCUGGCUCUUAUUAAUGAUCAUUGCAUAGCUAACCAUUAACAGAAAUUGUCUACGCUGAAAAGUGAAUGGGAGACUAAUGCCCGAUGGUGUCAAAGUAAGGCAGGGAAUAAAAAACUUUUCGCCGGCAUUUUCUCCGUGCAUCAUAUGAGCCUCAAUAAUAUGAGUUCCAAGUUUAGUGUCCAGAAGCCGUGUGCCAUUGCACAAUCUAGAUAAGUGAUCUAUAUUCCUCAUAAGCAUCACAGGAACUCCAAUUUUAAGCUUCAGCUCAUGACUUGGCAAGCCAGAACACUUGAUGCUAUUAAGAAAUUUAGGAGAAUGUAUCUCAUGCAAGAUAUCAUUACUAUCUGAGUCAGAUGAAGAAGCAGAAUCUGAGCUUAGGAAAAGCAAGAAGGGCAGAUAGGAAUUGCAAUGGACUUUUACUGGUAUGAACCGAUGAGCAACUCCACACUGGACAAGGCAGCAGCUGAGAGAGCUCAGUCCUUCUUCUCAAACUGGUACAUGGAUCCAAUCAUCUAUGGAACAUAUCCUAAAGAAAUGAAGGACCUUUUGGGGCCACUAUUACCUGAGUUUUCAAAAUCUGAUAUGCAAAAGUUGGGAAAUGGGUUGGAUUUUAUAGGCAUCAACCAUUACACUACCAUCUACGCCCAAGAUUGCUUGUUUUCUACGUGUGAUCCGCCUAUGAAAGGCAACAACAAAGCAGAAGGCUUUGCGGGGGUGACUAUGUCAAAGAAUGGUGUCCCCAUUGGGGAAUUGACAGGGUUGCCUGAUAUGGCUAAUACUCCAUGGGGAAUGGAGAAUAUUAUAACUUACGUCACAAAGAGAUACCCAAAUUUUCCACUUUAUAUAACUGAAAAUGGGUAUUGUGACACAACUUCAAACCCUAGUAUUGAAGAAAUGAUGAAUGAUACAAAACGGAUCAACUAUACGGAAGGUUAUCUUGAUGCCAUAGGAGCUGUCAUCAGGAAAGGUGCAGAUGUGAGGGGGUAUUUUCUUUGGUCAUUGAUGGAUAACUUUGAAUGGGCUUUCGGAUUUUCAAAAUUUAUGGGGCUAUAUCAAGUUGAUCGUGUCACUCUCAAGAGAACUCCGAAAUUAUCAGCAAAUUGGUACAAAAAUUUUAUUGAGAAACACCGAAGAAUUGGAAGCAAAAUGAUGAAGACAAGUGAGUGAUGUGUGUGUUCAAGUAGACUAGCUUGUAUGUAAGUAUGUAACCAUUAAGUUGCUUUUUUGUUCUUUAUGAGGAAAAUAAUAUUGAGUACAUGUUUCGUAAUAAAUUGAGAGUAUGUCUAACGCUCUCAGUUCCACUUUUCUAAUUAACAUUAUAUUAUGGAAUAUAUUUUGAUGGAGUAUAUGGCCCAGGGACCCCCGGCCCAUAGACUCCUACUUCUCCCACACCGGCCCACCGAGCCCAAGGAGCAUUCGAGGCCCAAAUACAGCGACCCAAGUCUCAAAGAAGCCCAAAAUACACACUGGGGUGCCUUCGGCCUCCUUGGCCGAAGGCUCCAAAAUACACAGGGAGCCAGAUUCGAGUGUACGAAGCUACUGGGAGAAAACGGCAUAAAACAGUAGCCCUCGGCUACCAGGAGCCUUCGGCACACACAUGGUGCCUUCGGCUACGCAAAGCCUUCGUCAGGAAAGCCUACGGCACUCCCAUGCCUUCGGCUAUACAAAGCCCUCGGUCGAAGGGGAAGCCUUCGCCCAACAACUCAAUCAUCGAAGAUUCCCUUUGGAGACAAGCAACCACCGCAUUUAUUGCGACGUCACAUCCACCCACCGCAUUCAAUGCGGUGCACAUGCGAUUGCCAGUGCCACCCGAUUGAGGUGACCCCUCGGCCGUUGGAUUAUCGCCACGUGUACUCUUAUCGCAUUUAUUACUACUAUAAAUAGCAUCCCCUUUCCCCGUUGUAAAGGGGACCAGAACAUCUCGAGUUCAUAAAUAAUAAUCUCCUCUCUCUCCUACUUGUCUGCUCUGAUUUCUCUCUAGGUUAUUCCGUAAUAACCCCUUGGAUAGGCUACCCCCCGGGUACACCCUCCAUCAUAUUUAUUUAAAUUUGUUAAAGCCUUAUUUGUUAGAAAACAAUUUGUAGAUCAUAUCAAAGACUAAAAAGUUUUUCUGUU
Molecule: messenger RNA, 3499 nt
Organism: Cuscuta epithymum
Lineage: Eukaryota; Viridiplantae; Streptophyta; Magnoliopsida; Solanales; Convolvulaceae
Source: the annotation of a GenBank genome assembly